AUGUCUGCCAACAAAAAAUUCACCAAGCAUGUUAUGCCGUCUAUAUACAAAGGAAAUUUAAAAGCAUACGAGUCUUCAGAAGAGAAUAUGAUCAGAAGCGUUAGUGUCUAUUAUUGUGGAGGCAUAGCUGGUAAAAAGAAAUAUCGAAAAAUAUACCGAAAUAGUUGUUAUAAGACAAGUAAUAGCAGUAAGGGUUGUGUCCGUCUUUCCAUCCAUGAAUGCCCCAUGCCAAGGCUUGUACCAUAUGACAAGCUCAUGCCAUUUAUUAAAUCGGUAAAUGUAGGUAAUAUUUACAGUGUUUACGAUACGCUUUGUGAUGAUCUUGAUGAAGAUGAUAAAGUAUGCGGUUGUUAUCGUAGCUUGAAGGAGCUGCUCCUACGUCUUGCAGAGUUUUACUUGUCUGGCAAAAGUGGUUAUACCCUAACCUGGUUCGGGGAAAAAUAUACCUUUUUAAUAACCUUAGGAGGGGACGGGGCACCAUGUGGGAAAGACGAUACAGCAACUGCCUGGUUGGUAGGAUUCUUGAAUAUAGGACGUGGAGUUUUGAGCAGUAAAGAAAACUAUUUACUCUUUGGGGCAAACUGCUCUGAAAAUUGUAUUCCAAUGCAGAGGUAUAUUAAACUGCUUUUGGCCGAUAUUCAACAUAUUGAGCAAAGUGUAUUCCCGUGUUUGUAUGAUGGGCCCGAGGGUGAGGUAACUGUUAAUGUUAAAUUUUGCGUAGCUGAACUCCCAAAUGACAUGAAAAUGAUAGCCUUUCUAAGUGGGGAGUUAAGCAAUAGUGCUAAACAUUUCUCCUCAUUUGCAGACGUUAGUAAUGAUAGUGCAAAUGAAGUCAAGGGGACUUUUGGGGUAAAGGAAAAUAACACCUGGCAUCCUUGGGAGUAUUCAUCCAGACUAACUGUUGUUAAGAAGGUAGAGGGCUUAAAGAAAACACUUUCGAAGGAGAAAUCGGCAGAUCGCACUAAAAGAUCUAAGAUCACAUCAUUAAUUGCAAAACUGAAAAGCCGGCAAGAGUUUAUUCCCCUGUUAGGUCCCAUUGUUGAUCGAAUUCACAUUGAACCACUACACUUAAAGAAUAAUGCUUGUGCCCUUGCUCAUCGCUACCUUCUAGAUGAGGUUAUUGCCAUUUCUAGCCUCCCAAAAGCCAUCAAAAAUUUUUCUGAGAUUCCAUCUAGUUCUCCGAUUGUCAGGUAUAUAGGUGUAAUGAAAACCAAAUGCUGCCUUUCUAGACUUGCCAAAAAAAUUAUAAAGUGGUUCAACGAGACACAAGCCGAAGGAAAGAAUUUUGACUACAGAUUUACUGGUAAAGAAUCCAGGGGAUUUUUACAUAAUUUUAUGUAUCUCAUAGGGGUUGUGGAGCCGUCAACACAACCAGGCACUAAGAGGCACUUUACAAUUCAUGUGCUUGCUUUUUUUUGUCUCACUUUGCGAAAUUGUGUCUCUUUGUUUAGUCGUAUUGAAAUCACAGACACAGACCUGGUUGAGCUUGAGAGUCAUUGUAGGACAUUAUUUACACUUAAUUGCCUUUUCUUCUCUCACCACCCAACCGUGUGGCAUUUAGCCCAUAUUGUUCCACUCCACAUGAAGGAAAUGAAGAAAAAAUAUGGCAUGGGCCUUGCGCUCAAUGCGAUGGAAGGCAGGGAAGCCAAACAUAUUUCAAUAGCCCGAUACUCUCAAAACACCAUUUACAGGAAUAGGUGGGAACAAGUGUUCCGUCAUGAAUCUUACAAUCCCAAGGCUGGAACUGGUAUCCGGGCAUAUGGCCACGAAUUUAGUGGGCAAUGUACGAACUGCAUUCUCGGGGUAUCCAGUGAGAGCAGUAUUUGGAUGGUUAGAUUCGGGGUGAGGAAAAUCAACGAGAAAGGUUUCAUUGUAUGGCGACAUGUUGGUACUGACCAUAACCCAGCUGAUCGAGGGAGUAGAGGAUGUGAAGUAAAUCGUUUAACUGGUGAAUGGCUGAACAGACCUGUUUGGCUUGCUGAUCCCGACCAGUGGCCUGCCUCUGUGAUGACUGAGCCUACAAUCCUGGUCAAAAACAUUGGCACACUUGACACUGACUGUGCGAAAUUUGACUCCCACAUCAAUAACAAGCAUAGCAACCACCCUUCCCCCGUUCAAUGUUGUGUGUAG
Molecule: messenger RNA, 2130 nt
Organism: Paramuricea clavata
Lineage: Eukaryota; Metazoa; Cnidaria; Anthozoa; Malacalcyonacea; Plexauridae
Source: the annotation of a GenBank genome assembly